AUAAGCAGAAUUUGUGGAGAGUUUCAAAUUAAAAUUUAAAAUCACCAAGAGAAAAAAAGCUUAUUGAUUUAGAGUUUAAUGUAAUUGUGUUUUCAUAUGGACCUAACAAUGUUGCAUAAAAUUUUACUUACAUUCAUCUACCUGUUGUCUUUGCUACCUGAGAUAGACAGUAUACCCUUACAUCGUUCGAAAACAGCAUGCCAUCCUUUAUGUGGUUUUUUGUUUUGGCAUCGCACAGGAGUAUGUCACCCUACAGGACGUUGUUUAUGCUGUUUUGGAUGGACAGGACCAAAUGGAGUUUAUAUUGACACUGGAAGACUUAAAAACAGAAUAUUGGCUGAUUAUUGUGUAAAACCAUGUCAUUACGCGUACUACUAUAGAAAUCCCAAUUGUAUCUAUAGAAAACUGACAAGUACUACUACUCCGAAAACGACAAAACGUAAAACGACGAGAACGACUAAACCCAAAACAGCGGCAACAACACCAGAACUUACAACAACAAGGACGACAGAAACAAAACCCACAACAUGUCAUCGCUUUUGUGGUUAUCCGUUUUGGCAUCAUGCAGGAAUUUGUCAGCGCUCAGGACGUUGUUUAUGUUGGAGGGGAUGGACAGGGCCAAAUGGAGUUUAUAUUGACACUGGAAGACUAAAAAACAGAAUAUUGGCUGAUUAUUGUGUAAAACCAUGUCACUAUACGUACUACUAUAGGAAUCCCAAUUGUAUCUAUAGAAAAAUGUCCAGUACCACUACACCAACAACAAACACAGAACAAACGUUAACAACAACAACUAACCCCAAAAGUACAAAUAUAACACGAAAUCCAACAACGGCGGGAACAACAUCAGAAGAUACAACAAGGAGCACAACGACACUGAAACCUCAAACAACAACAACGACCUCAGAACCAACAACGACAACGAAACUAAAACCUAAAACAACAACAACGACUUCAGAACGAACAACGACACCGACACUAGAACCAACAACAACAGAAAGCACACGAAAGCCUACAACAAUAACGACGACAGCAGCACCUACAACAACAACAAGCACACGAGAACCUACAACGACAACAACAACACCAGAACCUAUGACGACAACAAGCACACGAGAGCCUACAACAAUAACGACGACACGAGAACGUACAACGACAACAAGCACACGAGAGCCUGCAAAAAUAACGACGACACGAGAACCUACAACGACAACAAGCACACGAGGGCCUACAACAAUAACGACGACACCAAAGCCUAAAACGACAACAAGCACACGAGAACCUACAACAAUAGCGACCACGCCAGAACCCGUAACAUGUCAUCGUUCUUGUGGUUCCCCGUUUUGGCAUCAUGCAGGAAUUUGUCAGCCCUCAGGACGUUGUUUAUGUUGGUGGGGAUGGACAGGUCCAAAUGGAGUUUAUAUUGACACUCGAAGACAGAAUAACAGAAUAUUGGCUGAUUAUUGUGUAAAACCAUGUCAUUAUACGCACGUGUAUAGGAAUCCCAAUUGUAUCUAUAGAAAAAUGUCCAAUACCACUACACCAACAACAAACACAAAACGAACGUCAACGACAACAACUAACCCCAAAACUACGAAUACAACACGAAAUCCAACAACGACGGAAACAACAUCAGUACAUAAAACAAUGUCCACAACGACAACGAAACCUCAUACAACAACAACGUUCUCAGAACCAACAACGACAACGACACUAGAACCAACAACAACAACGAAACUAAAACCUAAAACAACAACAACGACUUCAGAAGCAAGAACUACAUCGACACUAGAACCAACAACAACAAAAAGCAGACGAGAACCUACAACAAUAACGACAACACCAGCACCUACAACAACAACAAGCACACGAGAGCCUACAACAAUAACGACAACACCAGCACCUACAACAACAAAAAGCAGACGAGAACCUACAACAAUAACGACAACACCAGCACCUACAACAACAACAAGCACACGAGAGCCUACAACAAUAAUGACAACACCAGAACCUAUAUCGACAACAAGCAAGCGAAAGCCUACAACUACAUCAAUAAGAACAGAACCUACAAAAACGACAGAGAAACCAACAACAACGAAAACGAAAUCAAAGUCUGCAUCGACAACAACAACAAUGGAAGAACCUACAACGACAUCAACAACUACGACAAUACCAGAAAAUAUGACAACGACAACAACACCAGAAAAUAUAACAACCAUACCAACACCAGAAAAUAUGACAACCACAUCAACACCAGAAAAUGUGACAACGACAACAACACCAGAAAAUAUAACAACCACGUCAACACCAGAAAAUAUGACAACCGCAUCAACACCAGAUAAUAUGACAACCACAUCAACACCAGAAAAUAUGACAACCACAUCAACACCUGAAAAUAUGACAACCACAUCAACACCAGAUAAUACGACAACCACCUCAACAUCAGAAAUUAUAAGAACCACAUCAACACCAGAAAAUAUGACAACCACAUCAACACCAGAAAAUGUGACAACCACAUCAACACCAGAUAAUAUGACAACCACAUCAACGCCAGAAAAUACAACAACCACAUCAACACCAGAAAAUAUGACAACCACAUCAACACCAGAUAAUAUGAGAACCACAACAACAUCAGAAAAUGUGACAACGACAAAAACACCAGAAAAUAUAACAACCACAUCAACACCUGAAAAUAUGACAACCACAUCAACACCUGAAAAUAUGACAACCACGUCAACACCUGAAAAUAUGACAACCCCAUCAACACCAGAAAAUGUGACAACCACAACAACACCAGAAAAUGUGACAACGACAACAACACCAGAAAAUAUGACAACCGCAUCAACAUCAGAAAAUAUAACAACCACAUCAACACCAGAAAAUAUGACAAACACGGCAACACCAGAAAAUAUGACAACCGCAUCAACAUCAGAAAAUAUAACAACCACAUCAACACCUGAAAAUAUGACAACGACAACAACACCUGAAAAUAUGACAACCACAUCAACACCAGAAAAUGUGACAACCACAUCAACACCAGAAAAUGUGACAACCAUAUCAACACCAGAAAAUAAAAUAUGA
This is a messenger RNA of Hydractinia symbiolongicarpus, 3078 nucleotides long. RefSeq names its product mucin-2-like. The transcript has 2 exons. The record is from RefSeq and is a predicted model, not a curated record. Lineage: Eukaryota; Metazoa; Cnidaria; Hydrozoa; Anthoathecata; Hydractiniidae. Bases 97 to 3078 code for a protein of 993 amino acids.